UCAAGUGUGAGGCAUCUGAUUAAAAAGUUUGAAAGUUAAAAUGACAAAGGUGAGAAAUAGUGGUAAUGGUAAGAAAAACAAUGGUAUUUUGAGGCUUAGGUUAGUCCUGGAGAGAUUGCAAAAGAGUCUUUUCUUAGCCAAGAAAAGACAAGAGUCGUAUUCGAGCCAAGAUAUGGUCCCUAAAGACGUGAAAGAAGGUCACUUUGCAGUGAUAGCAUCCGAUGAUUAUGUCGAAAGGAGAUUUGUUAUUCCUAUCACAUACCUCGGUCAUCCGUCAUUUCUAAGACUCUUGGAGCGAGCCGCCGAAGAGUAUGGUUUUGACCAUGAAAGGGCACUUAUGAUACCUUGUAGACCUAGUGAGCUAGAGUGGAUGCUAGAGGAACAAAUCGGGUCUCAAGAUGGUGCAGAUUGGACUUCAUGUAAAACUAUGGUGGAAAGUUGUUGAAAUUGUGAACAAAAUGAUUUCAUCACAACUGCAAAACCUCAUUAAAGGGUUUUCGGGUGCACCGAAAAGUUUUACAUGCGUGUAUGUAAUAUUACUUUUCUUCGGUUUACAUUGUUGGAGAAUGGUGAUCUAUUGGUCACUUCUUGUGCUUUGCUACUAGGGCAUUUUUAUGUUUGGAUAUUACAGAGAGUUCAAAAUAAGCAAAUCGCACGUGUUGUUCAACGGAUCAAAACAAACUAAAUUUGAAUACAGAGAAAAUGAGUCAACUCGGGCCGGCUCACCAACCACUUUUACCAAUUUAUUUUUAAGUUUCAAAAAUAGUUUUUGACUCAAAUAUAAUUAUUAUGUUCUUACUUAGUUACUUGUAAAGUUCGAAAACCAAUGCGCU
Molecule: messenger RNA, 833 nt
Organism: Helianthus annuus (common sunflower)
Lineage: Eukaryota; Viridiplantae; Streptophyta; Magnoliopsida; Asterales; Asteraceae
Product: auxin-responsive protein SAUR50
Exons: 1
Coding region: 41-445 (134 amino acids)
Biological process (GO): response to auxin
Source: RefSeq, a predicted model, not a curated record